GUUCUCAGCUCACACAUUUCUAUAUGAACCACAGUCUCCCUACUCGUUCUCUUGAAUUCACAUCUUCUCUGCUUCUCUUCUCACUUUUUUGUAAACUCUGAACUCAAAAAAACAUCCAGCCGAAUGGGAAAGAAUUCUUUCAACGACUGGGUUAAUCAGAAGAUACACUCCUUGUCCUUAGACCCAGAUCAUCACCAACCUCAGAGCUCCAAUGGCGACGUUGUUCCACCCAUUGCCUCUUUCUACAAUGAAACGAUCCGACCAAUUCUUGACGCUGUCGAAAACCUCAGACGUCUGAACAUUACCAAAGAAGGUAUCCAGCUCCCGAGCAUUGUCGUCGUCGGUGACCAGUCUUCUGGCAAGUCCAGUGUCUUGGAAUCUCUCGCAGGAAUCAGUUUACCACGUGGGCACGGAAUCUGCACGAGGGUGCCCUUGAUUAUGAGGCUCCAGAACCACCCUGUACCGGAGCCGGAGCUUGUGUUGGAGUAUAACAACACAGCCAUGUCAACAGAUGAAGAAAAUGUCUCUGAUGCUAUAAACACAGCCACUGAAGAACUUGCAGGGAGGUCCAAAGGGAUUUGCAACACCCCAUUGACUUUGGUGGUUAAGAAGGAUGGUGUUCCCGAUCUCACCAUGGUGGAUCUUCCAGGCAUAACCAGAGUUCCUGUUCAUGGACAGCCUGAGGACAUUUAUGACCAGAUCAAAGACAUAAUCAUGGAGUAUAUCAAACCGGAAGAAACUAUCAUUCUGAAUGUUCUAUCAGCUACUGUUGACUUUCCAACCUGUGAAUCCAUUAGGUUGUCACAGAGUGUUGAUAGAACUGGUUUGAGAACUCUGGCCGUAGUAACAAAAGCAGAUAAGGCCCCUGAAGGAUUGAAAGAAAAGGUUACUGCUGAUGAUGUAAACAUCGGACUUGGUUAUAUCUGUGUCAGGAAUCGAAUUAACGAUGAGUCUUAUGAAGAUGCUAGAAAAGAGGAAGCUAUGUUGUUUCGGAAUCACCCUCUUCUGUCAAAGAUAGACAAAUCCAUGGUGGGUGUACCAGUUUUGGCUCAGAGGCUGGUUCGGCUUCAAGCUUCAAUUAUUUCGAAAACACUACCUGAGAUGUUGAGAAAAAUCAACGAGAAGCUCAAUUCUCAGCUUUCUGAGCUAGAAAGCUUGCCAAAGAACCUGACUUGUGCUGCUGAUGCUAUGGCUGCCUUCAUGCAUAUAAUUGGAUUAGUGAAAGAGUCACUAAAGAAAAUUCUAAUCAGAGGAGAAUUUGAUGAGUACCCAGAAGACAAAAACAUGCAUUGUACUGCUCGUUUGGUUGAGAAGCUCAACGAGCACUCAAAGGAUCUCCACGAAUCUCCAGAAGGCAACCGCACAGAGAAGUUCCUCAUGGAUGAAAUAAUGCUUUUGGAGGAAGCCAAGGGGAUAGGCCUCCCAAACUUUAUGCCUCGCACAGCUUUUCUGGCAUUAUUAAAGAGGAAAGUCGGAGGAAUCUCAUCGAGACCCAUUCAAUUCAUUGAUGAUGUGUGGGACUAUCUGGAAAAAGUGGUGAUCGGAGUCAUAAAUCGUCAUUCAGAACACUACUACCAACUUCAGAGAUGUACAUGCAGAGCGGGAGAAAAUCUAAUCUUGAGAAUGAGAGAGAAUUCAAAGAAGCAUGUAAAGGAGGCUAUUGAAAUGGAAAAGCUGACAGAUUACACGUGUAAGCAUGAGUACAUGACUGAAUACAGUAAUCUGAUGGCUCAUCAGUCCUCUUUCGUUGAACUUGUGCUCCAAGGUCAUAGUGUUGCAAAUAUUAAUGGUCUUGGAAACAACAUAGAGAUCGGUCAUCUGGGACGAUACAUGGAAGUGCUGAACGAAGCUUGUGACCUGAAGAUGAGAAUGAUGGCUUAUUGGAGGAUUGUGCUGAGGAGGAUGAUUGAUACCAUGGCCCUGCAUCUGCAGUUUAGCAUUAACAAUCUGGUAGAGAGGGAGUUGGAGAAGGAAAUCACUGCUUGUUUUACGUCUCCAAGUUUCGGAGGAAUUGAAAGCUUGUUAAAGGAGUCACCUUCCAUGGCUGGCAAGCGUGCCACACUCAAUCGAAGUGUUGAAGUUUUGAGAGAAAGCAAGGAGGUAGUGUCUAACAUUAUGGACAGCAUUUCUAGUUCCUAAGAUCAAUUGUUGUCCGUCUAUUUUAUGUAUCUAUAUAUCACUUUCUGCUUGUUUCUAUAAUAUUUCUCUGUUUUAGUCUGAAGUGACGGUGUCGUUCCAGUUUUCUCACCAGGUCCUUGAAAAGCAACAUCAGUGCUUUUAAUUAGUCAAAUGUUCUAGCUAGCUAAGUCCUUGCACAUGUCCGUGAUUAAAAUCAAUUAAGACUGCUUAAUGCA
Messenger RNA from Neltuma alba, 2354 nucleotides. Its product is annotated as dynamin-related protein 4C-like. NCBI's taxonomy places the organism in Eukaryota, Viridiplantae, Streptophyta, Magnoliopsida, Fabales, Fabaceae. The record is from RefSeq and is a predicted model, not a curated record. Gene Ontology annotation, molecular function: GTP binding; GTPase activity; microtubule binding. The transcript has a single exon. Gene Ontology annotation, cellular component: membrane; microtubule; cytoplasm. Bases 124 to 2139 code for a protein of 671 amino acids.